Mucor mucedo is the source of this 546-nucleotide messenger RNA. RefSeq lists its product as uncharacterized. NCBI's taxonomy places the organism in Eukaryota, Fungi, Mucoromycota, Mucoromycetes, Mucorales, Mucoraceae. Bases 1 to 546 code for a protein of 181 amino acids. The record is from RefSeq and is a predicted model, not a curated record. The transcript has 3 exons.
AUGCCCUUAACGAGCGAACCUACAAACUCACCACAAACUUGGAAAAACAAAUUUCUUGAUUUUUACAUAUGGUCUAAGGUUUUAUCAAUAACCCUUAAUAUGAUGUACAUGAUACAAACGUUUGACGAUAUGUAUGAAGCGGGAGCUAACAUUGGUACAGAAUACAUAAAAUUUGUGAAAGUACUCAUGUCUCUUUUUUUGCAGUCGAAAAUAACAGUAGCAGAUUGGUAUUGGCGCCCAGGGGUAUUCUUUUUUACUUUUACUUGCGGAAAUGAAAUUAUCCUCAUUGUAGAUUUAUUGUUCAGCAAUGAAACAUUUUUUCAAAAUUGUCAGCAAAAGCUGACGGGUACACAUACUUCCUUGGUUCUGAUUUCUGAGGUUUGCCUUAUGCAAAGCCGCUUAAAUCAUAUUGUUACUUUAAGUGUAAUAUUCCGAGAUAUUCUCAUAUGCGUAAGAAAUGUAUUUCGAUCCAAAGUUAUGAUGCUAACCCAUUUGAUAAUUAGGGAGUUUAUGUCGCUGUUAGCUACGUUUAUGUUUUACGUUUAG